AUGGUUGUUGCCCGCGUCGUUCCUACUGCCCGCACACGGGCCCUAGGACUUCUCAGAACAGUGCAAUACACUCACCCACCUUCGUGUCCUUGUCACGGUCAACCUUCACACCAUCAUAAUCAUAAGCACUCCUUGACGAAUCUCUUUAAGAAUGGAAAUCGUGGGGUUACAACGCCGACAGACCAUGCGGGAAUGAAAGAGUAUGCUUUUGAAAUGGCUGCAUCUAGCAUACGUUUCGGCCCUGGCUCUACACAGGAAGUUGGCAUGGACUUUGCCAAUAUGAAGGCAAAGAAGGUAGUUGUGGUUACUGACCAAACUGUGGCGAAGCUCCAGUCUAUGAAGACUGCAAUUGAGGCUUUAGAGAAAGAGGGCAUCAAGUACGAAAUCUUUAGCGACGUACGCGUAGAGCCCAAAGAUUAUUCAAUCAAGAAAGCAAUUGAAUUUAGCAAGAGGGUAAAUGGAGAUGCUUACCUUGCCGUGGGUGGGGGAAGUGUCAUGGAUACCGCAAAGUUGAUGAAUUUAUACACAUGCUUUCCAGAAGCAGAUUUCCUAGAUUUUGUUAAUGCACCCUUGGGCAAGGGACUUCCGAUUACAAAAUCUCUGAGGCCACUGAUCUGUGUCCCAACUACCGCAGGAACCGGUAGUGAGACAACCGGCACAGCUAUCUUUGAUCUCGUAGACAAGAAAGCAAAAACCGGUGUUGCUCACCGUGUCCUUAAGCCGACCCUUGGGAUCUGUGACCCUCUCAACACUCGUACGAUGCCAUCGGCUGUCCAUGCAUCCUCAGGACUUGAUGUGCUAUGCCAUGCUCUUGAAUCAUACACAGCAAUACCUUAUAACGAACGUACUCCAAGGCCAACCAACCCAAUACUCAGACCGGCUUACCAGGGUGCCAACCCCAUUAGCGAUGUAUUUUCGUUUAAAGCCCUACAGAUGACAAUCAAAUACCUCCCAAGAGCUGUCAGAGAUCCGGAUGAUUUUGAGGCACAGAGCCAGAUGCUCCUCGCAGCAACCCUAGCCGGAGUUGGUUUUGGAAAUGCAGGUGUACACCUGUGUCAUGGAAUGAGUUACCCAAUUUCUGGGGGUAACAAAGGGUAUAAACACAAGGGAUACGAUGUCCCGCAUUCACUUAUUCCCCAUGGCGUUAGUGUAGCUGUUACCGCACCCGCAGUAUUCAAAUUCACUGCAGCCUCCAAUCCCGAACGUCAUCUAGCUGCAGCCGAAGCAUUCGGGGUAGACAUUUCCAAUGUAAGAACAGAAGAUGCCGGCGAGGUACUCAGUGAGGCACUUAAGAAAUUUCUUUACGGGCUUGGUGACCAGCCUAAGGGUAUUCAGGACCUUGGUUUCAAUUCUGGUGAUAUCGCGGGGCUUGUAGAAGGCACGAUCCCACAGAGGAGAGUCUUGAUGUUAGCGCCAAAUUUGAAUGAGGACGUUACACCCCAGAGGGAGGAAUUGUCAAAACUGUUUGAGGAUUCACUUGCGUUCUAG
Messenger RNA from Morchella sextelata, 1488 nucleotides. RefSeq lists its product as uncharacterized. Lineage: Eukaryota; Fungi; Ascomycota; Pezizomycetes; Pezizales; Morchellaceae. Gene Ontology annotation, molecular function: metal ion binding; alcohol dehydrogenase (NAD+) activity. The transcript has 4 exons. The record is from RefSeq and is a predicted model, not a curated record. Gene Ontology annotation, cellular component: mitochondrion. The coding region runs from base 1 to 1488 and encodes 495 amino acids.